This is a messenger RNA of Thyridium curvatum, 3249 nucleotides long. RefSeq lists its product as uncharacterized. NCBI's taxonomy places the organism in Eukaryota, Fungi, Ascomycota, Sordariomycetes, Thyridiales, Thyridiaceae. The transcript has 10 exons. Bases 1 to 3249 code for a protein of 1082 amino acids. Gene Ontology annotation, molecular function: ATP-dependent chromatin remodeler activity; ATP binding. The record is from RefSeq and is a predicted model, not a curated record.
AUGGCUUCCGAAAAGGAAGUCGAGUCUCGAGUGGGACCUGGAGAUGGGCCAGAACAACCCAAUAAUUCUGCCACGGCACCCAUCAUCAUCAUCUCAGAUGAUGAGGCCGAAGAUGAUCACGCCGACACAGCAGGCAGUGUUCAGCACUCUCAGCAGCGCGCUGACAUGGCGUCUGAUGUCACGGCGCCGGCGGCCGAGAGUCAGCAGCCUUUACAUGCUGCAACGAAGGCACAGAAGGGCUCUCCGUGUCCCCCAACGAAGCAGAAACAAGACCCGGGAUUGGAGAAACCCGUCAAGAUGAACGACAUCCCAGCUUACAGCGGCAGCGCCGAGCUCCAGAAGCGAUCGUCGCCCACUGAUUCGGCGAAGAUUAAGGUAGAGGAGCCCCAGGAGACACCCAUUUCGAACGUGGACCAAGCACCACAGAGCAAGAAGGCCCAGCAGACAACGCCCAAGAAGAAAGAUAGGGGAGUGGCAAGAAAAACUGCCCAAGAGUACUGGCAACGCGAGGAUAAGGAGUUUACUCAAAAACUCCUGAAUCUAUGCGCCAGGGCAAUAAAGAAGCCCGAUGACUCCCAGAACGACUCUCAAGUGAGUGAUUCAAAACGUCGGAAGGGAGAGAACGGUGUUGCCACUCCCGUCUCCACGUCCAAAGCCGGCAUCAUCCUUCAGAGCCGCGACCAGAUUACCGCACGAGCAUCGAUGGCGGGCAUGUCUUUUCUAGACCCUAUCGCCGCAACCACAAAGACGGACCUGAUGCAGGCGGACGUGCCUGGUACAGAACUCCUGAUCAUGGCCAGUAGAGGUUUCGGACAUAAUAAAUGCACACUCAACAAUGUCAGCCAAGAGUGGCAAGUCCCAGGCAUGAAGUGCCACCUUCGCCCACACCAAGUCAUCGGAGUUUGCUGGAUGCUCGCCCGAGAGCUUAUGGGAGAGAAACCGCUCGGCGGCAUCCUGGCCGACCAGAUGGGGCUGGGAAAGACUAUACAGAUGCUCGCCUGUAUGGCCAGCAAUCCGCCAAGCAAGCGCGACAAGAGGAAGAUGGGAUCAACAUUGAUCGUGACUACGGCUGUGGAUCAAUGGAUCAGUGAGAUCAAGCAACACACCGAGGUUGACGAACCGUUGCGUAUCCGAGGCAACGAGAAACGCGGGCUCCCAUUGCAGAACGUCAGACCGAGUGAGAUUGUGGUCACAAGCUACGAGGAGGUGAUGCGUAGUUUCCCACGGGGUACAAAGAACGAUUCAGGUCAAGAGGCAAUGGAUGACUUUGAGAAGAUGAAGCGUGCCGAAUGGAUUGAGAAGUACAAGAAGGAACUGAGAAAGAGCGGGACGAUCUUCCUGAUGGAUUGGCACAGGGUGGUUCUGGACGAAGCUCACAAGAUCAAGAAUGCCAACACAAGGACAUCCAUUGCCUGCCGAGCUCUCAAGUCCAAGUAUCGGUGGGCAUUGACAGGCACUCCUAUCCAGAACUAUUGCAAGGAGAUCUAUCCAUACCUUCAUUUCCUCGGAACCGAAUGGCCAAAGAACAGAGAAGACUUCACGAAAGCACUCCAGCGUCGAGCAGAGAUGGAGAAGACCAGACUUGUCCACGAAUACAUCUCCUAUUUCUUCUUGAAACGGGAAUGUGACGACAUGUUUCUGGGCCGGCCUCUUCUGGACAUCCCGACUCCAUACCCGAUACAGACAUGGUGGCUUGAUAUGCCUGUCGACGAGCAAAUCAUUUACAAGACGAUCAUGCGCGCUCUCUCCGAAUGCCUCCAGAGAGAAAAAUGCAGUGAAGAGGCCGAGGGCAAAGAGAAGAAGGAGAAUGCACUCGUGGUCUUUCGGCGUGCCUGUCAAAUGAUAUCUCAUGCAUUCGCCGCUGAGGGCUUCUACCUCAGAUGGUUCGACGAACCCGGCCUUUGUUUGCUCGCAGACGAUCUUCGGGAACACCAGUGCUCAACGCGACUCCUGGAUUUGAUACACCGCGUUGUUCUGAACCGGCCCUUGCCUCAGGAUACCGAGGCCUCGAAUAUAUCCCAGGCUGACAACGCUCAGAAGCAAGUCGAACGAGCGGCUGCCAUUCUCAAGGAAGAUGUCAGUCUAUUACGAUGCCUGAAUGCGCACUGCAACACGCCAGGGCUUCAGCUCCAUAUCGGUCAGUGCAAACACGCGCUCUGUCGGCAUUGCUUCGAGGACUUCACAAAGGAAAUCGUCGACGAUAGAUACCCGUGUCCAAGUUGCAACCGUCCCGGAAGGUGGACAGCUCCCGAAGAACUCAACAAGCCCACGAUGACGGGCGAGGCCGGAUUCACCGCAGUGCCGUUUACUCCCAAGGGCAGCGCCCGCAGAGGCAAGAAGCAGAGAAGGGCAGCGCAGCGUGAACUCCGGCCUGGUGUUGAUCUCAACGGCGUGGUUGCCAAGCCACAAGGAAAAGCUCUGUUCCUCAAGCUCUCAGACGACCGUUCACUGGAGCCAACCAAGGAGCCGAUCAAGCAUAGUGCCAAGACGGCGGCCACUAUGUACAUCAUCGAGAAAUGGCAAUCUGAAGCACCGGAGGACAAAAUCAUUGUCUUUACCCAGUCCAGAUACGUCAUGGGCAUCUUGGCUCGCAGUCUGUCGGCAAAGAAACUCGGUUUCCUCUACUUCGAGGGCGGGAUGAAUCCCGAGCAGAAAGGGAUGGCUUUGGAGGAGUUCCGCACUAACCCAAAGUGCAAGGUCUUGAUCGCCGGCCUGAUGUCGGGUGGACAGGCCUACAAUAUGACAUGUGCGAACCGAGUCAUCCUUGUUGACCCCUGGUGGAACGCCUCGAUCGAGCGCCAAGCAUUUGGUCGUGUUCAUCGUCUGGGGCAGAAGAAGACUUGCCACUUUGUCCGCCUGAUGAUGAGGGAUUCUAUCGACGAGGGCAUCCAUCGAAUGCACCAUGAGAAAGAUGCUGUCGUCGAAGGCGUUACGGAGGGAAGCACCUUGAGCCUUAAGCUCAUCUCAAAAGUGCUCGACGGCAUGCUUGAGAAGCUCGAGGUCGACUGGACACAAGCGCAGACGGCCGAGGACAUGGAUUUCAGCAAGCUGGUACUGACCCCGUCUGUUGACAACACCGCAUCUGGAGAGCACAAGAAGAGUACGCAGAAGCGGAAACACGGCGACAUCAACGCCAGCGAGGAGUCGAACGAGGGCGGCGGUUCUGACAUUGAGGAAGAGCACGACUCGAGCGAGAAUGCCUCCGGUGACGAUGACAGCAGCUAUGAGGAGGACACCAACGAUGAAUAA